Cylas formicarius (sweet potato weevil) is the source of this 2650-nucleotide messenger RNA. Its product is annotated as sphingomyelin phosphodiesterase. NCBI's taxonomy places the organism in Eukaryota, Metazoa, Arthropoda, Insecta, Coleoptera, Brentidae. The transcript is spliced from 11 exons. Gene Ontology annotation, biological process: ceramide biosynthetic process; sphingomyelin catabolic process. Gene Ontology annotation, cellular component: lysosome. Gene Ontology annotation, molecular function: acid sphingomyelin phosphodiesterase activity. Bases 342 to 2333 code for a protein of 663 amino acids. The record is from RefSeq and is a predicted model, not a curated record.
GCCAUUUGUUGCGAUGCGCUUUAAAUUCUAUCACACGUGGGAUUUUGCAAAACGCAGACAGUUCGAGUUCCUACGAUAAGCGGCAACCUCGCGAGGUUUUCUACGCGACGCGAACGGCGGUGUCUGCCAACUCUUCGUCCUUUGUGCGCGCACAAUUUCCAGUCUUCGAAGGCCGCAUUUGGCGAUCGGUCGGUGUCGCGCAACGCGUCGGUCACUUCCGCGCACGAUCCGCACCAAAAAGAGUUAGCUAGACUGAAUAGUGUCCGACCUCUGCCUCGACAUCAACGCCCGUGCGAUUUUCAUGAACAAAAGUGACGAAAACGCGUCGAUUUUUUUCGACAAUGUCGCGCGCACUGAUAGCGGUCACGGCACUCAUGUGGGGCGUCCUGGGUCACCCCCUGAACAACAUGGUGGACCAAAUCGAGCAGACUACGCCCCCACGGGAAGAUGAAUUCAGAGAUGAGUGGAACUACCGGGUCGAACAGAGCAGGGUGCCGGUCCUGUCCGACCUGGUCAGAAAUCACACGCUUCCGCCACCACUGCGCAGCACUGCCAGGUUCUGGGUACUGGACCAGGAGAAGACCAGCAACCUGCCCCAGAUCGUCGACAAGGCACUGAAACUGUUAAACCUGAAGCAAGUCGCGUUCGAGAUCGAAAACUCCGUCAUGUCGAAGGUGUCCUGCACGGCGUGCAGGGCGGGCGCCGGCCUCCUGCAGCACUACACCAAAACCGGCAAAUCCGAAAAGGAAAUCAAAAAAACGAUCUACCAGUUCUGCGUCAACCUCAAGAUUCAAUCGCCGCGGGUCUGCGAGGGUAUCACGGAACUCUUCGCCGGCGAAGUCAUCUACGUGUUGAGCAAGGUCAACAUCGGACCGGACGAAAUAUGUAGUUUCGUCAUCGGCGACGCUUGUGGCGACGUCUAUAAUCCGUACCACGAAUGGGAGGUCAUGUUCCCACCGGUACCGAAGCCCAACGUCGUCGAUUUGAAAAUUCCGGAGAACAACGCGCCUACCUUCAAGGUUCUUCAUUUGUCUGACACCCACUACGACCCUUACUACAUGGAGGGGGCUAACGCGGAUUGUGCCGAGCCCCUGUGUUGCAGGCUGACCAAUGGACCCGCCACCGCAAAAGAAUCUGCGGCAGGAAAGUGGGGCGACUAUCGGAAAUGUGACACGCCUAAAAUCACGGUGGACAACAUGCUGCAGCACAUUCAGACGACGCACCCGGACAUCGACUACAUAAUAUGGACCGGGGACUUGCCGCCGCACGACAUUUGGAACCAAACCCGCGACGAAAAUUUGAAAAUCCUUAAGGAGACCGUUAAGCAAAUGUCGGACAUGUUUCCCGGGAUCCCUAUAUUCCCCGCCCUCGGAAACCACGAAUCUGCUCCGGUAAACAGUUUUCCACCUCCGUUCGUCGACAAUCCCGACAGCAGCAUCGCUUGGCUGUACGACGAAAUCGACAAGCAGUGGAGAAAAUGGUUGCCGAGUAGCGUGAGCAACACCGUGAGAAGAGGAGCGUUCUAUUCGGUCUUGGUGCGGCCCGGGUUCCGACUCAUCUCCCUCAACAUGAACUAUUGCAACAACAAAAACUGGUGGCUUCUGUUGAACAGUACCGAUCCCGCCACGGAACUACAGUGGUUCAUAUACGAGCUGCAAUCUGCCGAAUUCAACGGCGAAAAGGUUCACGUCAUAGGGCACAUACCUCCAGGACACUCGGACUGCCUGAAGGUGUGGUCGAGGAACUACCACGCCAUCGUUAACAGGUACGAGUCGACGAUCAUUUCGCAGUUUUUCGGCCACACCCACUACGACGAGUUCGAGAUAUUCUACGACAGCAAGGAUCUCGCUAGGGCGAUAAACGUAGCGUACGUAGGACCGUCGGUGUCGCCUUAUUACGACCUAAAUCCGGGAUAUCGGAUUUACUACGUGGAUGGGGAUCACGAUAAAACUACCAGGGCCGUGGUCGACCACGAAUCGUGGACGAUGAACCUUCGCGAAGCAAACCUUUAUGGUUACCCGAUAUGGUUCCAGCUGUAUAGCGCCAAACAGUCGUUCGGAAUGGAAGCCCUGAGGCCGAGGGACUGGGACGAUCUGGUCGAGCGCAUGACCAACGAUCCUAAGCUAUUCGAUCUCUUUUACAAGUACUACUACAAGGCGAGCCCGGUACGACCCGCCUGCGAUAUGGAGUGCAGGAAAAAGAUCCUGUGUGAUUUACGUUCGGGUCGAUCUCACGACAGGAAGAGCCUGUGUCAAACCCUCGAGUCCAGAAUAGACUCGACCUCUAACGCUUCGUGGAAGGAUUGGUUUUUCAACACGAUAUCGGUUUCGUAAGUGUCACCCCCUCCGUAUCCCGUUCCCUUCGGGUUCUUCGGUAUUCUACGCCCUAACUUUGAAUUUCCCACCCGCUAAUCCACUUUUUUCUUAUAGCUUGGUGUAGGUUCUGUGGACAGGUGAACGCGGAUCAUUUAGGUGGGUAACAAUGGUUCCGAACAACUUCACACUUCCGAAACUAACGCUACUCUUGUCCCCCGUAGCAAAUACGAAUCCGGUUUUUGAAACGUUAUCGAUUUUUAGGGUCUCAGUAAUAAUGUCGAUACCGAGGCUGACCAUGCAGGUGCCCAAGUACGUGUUGGGGUUGGGAUAACUGU